GUCCGGUCCGGUUCGGAACCUCCUUUACGAUCGCCCCCAUUAACCUCACACACACAGAGACUCCAAUCGAGCCACGCACCGCCAUUUCUCCAAUCUAUAGAGUCUUUGUCUCCUCCACAACACAGACCAUCCAUUUUUGGUCACUAUUCAAUCCUCUUCAAUUUUAGUACUAAAUGCUAUCUCAUCCAUAUCAAUCCCCUCAUUUUACAUUUCUUCUCUAAAGGUCGAAACUUCUAGGUUUAUAUUAUUCAUUUUCCUUUAUAAUUGGAGGAGAAAGUUAGAAAAGGUCUCUUUUUGUAUGGGAAAAGGAUGCCAGAUUUAAGAGGUGGAGUUCGUAGAUCUAAGAGGGUCAACAAUGUCCAGGAGAAUCCUGCUGUUUUAGUUCCAACUACUCGGCAUGGCAUUGGAAGAGGUAAUGGCUCCAAAGCCGCAGUCCUGAAUACAUAUACCAGGCCAAGGCUGGCUGGUAGAGGCAGAGGUCGUAGAGCAAUGAAUCAAAAUAAGAAUGCUGAGCUUUUUGAUACUGGUGGUGGUGAUGAGAGGCCCACUGAUUUGAAUGGGGAGGCGAGAGCAGUGGCCGCUAUUCCUAAUGAAUUGGCAGCAGAGAAAUUGGCUGCUGUUGAGGAGGAAGGAAGCACAAGUCCACUUCCUCAAAGGGUACAACUUGGCAGUUCCCCUGUUUACAAGUUAGAUAGAAAGCUGGGCAAAGGGGGCUUUGGGCAAGUUUAUGUUGGAAGACGGGUGACCGGUGGAUCAGGGCACACUGGCCCUGAUGCUGUUGAGGUUGCUUUGAAAUUUGAGCAUCGAAAUAAUAAAGGAUGCAGUUAUAACCCGCCUUAUGAGUGGCAAGUUUACAGGUAUGCAAGAAUUCAUUGCACUCUUAAUGGUUGUUAUGGAAUUCCUUUGGUCCAUCACAAAGGUCGCCUAGGAAACUAUUAUAUUCUUGUUAUGGAUAUGCUAGGCCCAAGUUUGUGGGAUGUUUGGAAUACUAAUAACCAGAUGCUGUCUGAAGAGAUGGUUUCUUGUAUAGCAGUGGAGGCAAUAUCAAUCUUACAGCAGCUUCACUUUAAGGGUUUUGUGCAUGGAGAUGUAAAGCCAGAGAACUUUUUGCUUGGUCAGCCUAGAACUCCUAAUGAGAAAAAGUUGUACUUAGUAGAUCUUGGUUUGGCUUCAAGAUGGAGGAGUUCAUCUUCUGGUUGCCAUAUUGAUUAUGACCAAAAGCCUGAUGUUUUCAGGGGGACAGUGCGUUAUGCAAGCGUACAUGCUCAUUUGGGCAGGACAGGAAGCAGAAGGGAUGACCUCGAGUCACUAGCUUAUACUUUAAUAUUCCUCCUUAGAGGGAAGCUUCCCUGGCAAGGUUUCAUUGGUGACAAUAAAGGAUUCCUUGUUUGUAAAAAGAAGAUGGGGACUCCUUCUGAGAUGCUUUGUUUCCUAUGUCCUCCCCCUUUUCGACAAUUUCUUGAGAUGGUGACCAACAUGAAAUUCGAUGAAGAGCCCAAUUACUCAAAGCUUAUUUCACUUUUUGAAGAUGGCAUAGAUUCCAAUGCAUCCUUGCGACCCAUCAGAAUAGAUGGAGCCUUAAAGGUCGGUCAAAAAAGGGGGAGCUUGCUUGUGGAUUUGGAAGAUUGUGGGCAACCUUGCAAGAGAGCUCGACUGGGUGCUCCAGCUACUCAGUGGAUCUCAGUCUAUAAUUCCAGAUCAUCAAUGAAACAGAGAUAUCACUACAAUGUAAUAGAUUCGAGACUUUACCAGCACGUGGAGAAAGGAAAGGAAGAUGGUUUGUACAUUAGCUGUGUUGCUUCUUCAGGAAAUUUGUGGGCGGUCAUUAUGGAUGCAGGGACAGGUUUUACAUCCCAAGUCUAUGAACUCUCAACCAUUUUCAUGCACAAGGAAUGGAUAAUGGAGCAUUGGGACAAGAAUUAUUACAUCACAUCCCUUGCCGGUGUGUCCAAUGGCAGUGCCGUGGUGGUAAUGUCUAAGGGGACAAGUUAUACUCAACAGUCAUACAAAGUUAGUGAUAUAUUUCCUUUCAAAUGGAUCAAUAAGAAGUGGAAAGAAGGCUUCUCUGUUACCUCCAUGUCCACUGCAGGUAGCAGAUGGGGUGUCGUAAUGUCCCGAGCUGCUGGUUAUUCUAAUCAGGUUGUUGAACUUGAUUUCCUUUAUCCAAGUGAAGGAAUUCACAGAAGGUGGGAAAAUGGAUAUCGAAUUACGUCAACUGCUGCCACUCCGGAUCAAGCUGCAUUCAUACUGAGUACAUCCAAGAAGAAAUUGGAAGAUGUAACGCAAGAAACUCUGCGGACAUCAGCCUUUCCUAGCACCCAUGUUAAGGAUAAAUGGUCAAAGAAUUUGUAUAUUGCAUCCAUCUGCUAUGGGAGAACGGUAUCUUGAAGUGUAGGAACUGAAGAAACUGGUUGGCUGCUUCUGGAAAAACCCAUCACUGCCAUUUUGAGGGCAUAGAUUAAUAAAGCUGAUUACAGAAGUGUAGAGUCGCUCAAACGUUGAACAUAUACAGGAGCUCAAAAUGUGCCCGGUGUAAUGGCCUACUUGUUCCUGUUUGCCUCCAGUUUGAAGAAUGGUCUCUAAGAUGCAGUUCAAAAGCCAACACGUCUAUGGACUUUCCCCUAGAUGUAAGGAAAGUGAUCUUUUUUAUUUUUAUUUUUAUUUUGUGUUCUUUUGGGUUUGGUUUAUAACUCAGAAGAAAGAGCCCCAUAGAGCCAUGUCAAAUUACAAAAAUGUUUUGUUUGUGCAAUUACCAACAUAUAUACAAGUAUAUAUAUAUAAAUCUGAGUGGGUGCUGCACUAAAAUUUCACCCCAAGAUAAUGUUAUGUGGCCUUUCUAAGCACCAAACAUCAAUUGUCAUAGCAAUUUAUUUAUGGGUAAAUUACAUUGACCUCCCCAAGUAAUGGAAAAUUUACAUAUCAGUCCUCAUCUACAA
Camellia sinensis is the source of this 2936-nucleotide messenger RNA. NCBI's taxonomy places the organism in Eukaryota, Viridiplantae, Streptophyta, Magnoliopsida, Ericales, Theaceae. The record is from RefSeq and is a predicted model, not a curated record.